Laetiporus sulphureus 93-53 is the source of this 696-nucleotide messenger RNA. RefSeq lists its product as uncharacterized. The coding region runs from base 1 to 696 and encodes 231 amino acids. The transcript has 2 exons. Lineage: Eukaryota; Fungi; Basidiomycota; Agaricomycetes; Polyporales; Laetiporaceae. The record is from RefSeq and is a predicted model, not a curated record.
AUGGGUCUAGCAUCUGGAGAAGAGCAAGAGCCGCCUACGCAGAAUAGAUCGGCUACGCGUCCUCUAUCGUCCAACCAGGAGCAGAAGUUGGUGGACUACCUCGAGGAACAACUCCUAGACAUCACCAGGAACUUCAAGAAGCGGUCACAGCCGUCGACGACGCUCCCGACAUUGUCGUCAUACCUCCUCACAAUGCAUCCGCUUUUGUCUCUCGUAUUGCAGAUACCGCCGCUCAACCCUUCCGCAUCUCUGCGAACGUCCCUACUUCUGCGCUUGACCGGCGAAGUGAUGAACUCGAUCCCUGGAUACCAGCCCGAUACUCAAACUCUGCCACAGCUCCUUGCCUGGCUGGAUGACCUGGACAAGGGUUGGCUCGCGGCCCUCCGUGCACAGGCAUGGGACCCUGAACAGAAAGCCGGCGUGGAUGUCCCGACACCUGUAGAUGAGCACUCGCUGUCUGCUAUGCCUGUAAGCCAGACAGACCGCACAAGGCUGCGUAGUAUCAUCGUGGGUGGGACGAGCAGGAUGGAGGAGUGGCUGCAAGAACUCGACACCGAGGAGGGAGACUUCGAAACGACCCUGGAGAGUCUUGGAUUGCAGCGGGCAUUCGAUGAUAUGUUCAUCAGGACUUUGACUGAGAUGGGUUCUUUGAACGGAUCCAUGAACGAUCCCCGUGGUAUGGAAGGGACUUGUUAG